Messenger RNA from Miscanthus lutarioriparius, 1260 nucleotides. The record is from the annotation of a GenBank genome assembly. Lineage: Eukaryota; Viridiplantae; Streptophyta; Magnoliopsida; Poales; Poaceae.
AUGUUCGGGCGCGCGCCGAAGAAGAGCGACAACACCAAGUACUACGAGAUCCUCGGGGUGCCCAAGUCGGCGUCCCAGGACGACCUCAAGAAGGCCUACCGCAAGGCCGCUAUCAAGAACCACCCCGAUAAGGGCGGCGACCCCGAGAAGUUCAAGGAGCUCGCACAAGCCUAUGAGGUUUUGAGCGACCCAGAGAAGCGUGAGAUUUAUGAUCAGUAUGGUGAAGAUGCCCUUAAGGAAGGAAUGGGCGGAGGAGGAGCCCAUGUUGAUCCAUUUGACAUCUUCUCAUCAUUCUUUGGACCCUCUUUUGGAGGAGGUGGUGGAAGCAGCAGGGGAAGAAGGCAAAGGAGGGGAGAAGAUGUAGUCCACCCACUUAAAGUUUCUCUGGAAGAUCUUUACAAUGGCACCUCAAAGAAGCUCUCUCUUUCGCGCAAUGUCAUCUGCUCCAAGUGCAAGGGCAAGGGCUCGAAGUCUGGUGCCUCAAUGAGGUGCCCUGGUUGCCAGGGCUCAGGCAUGAAAGUCACAAUCCGCCAGCUGGGGCCUUCCAUGAUACAGCAGAUGCAGCAGCCUUGCAACGAGUGCAAGGGGACUGGAGAGAGCAUCAAUGAGAAGGAUCGCUGCCCAGGGUGCAAGGGUGAGAAGGUUGUUCAAGAGAAGAAGGUUCUUGAGGUUCAUGUUGAGAAGGGGAUGCAACACAACCAGAAGAUCACCUUCCCUGGUGAAGCUGAUGAAGCGCCUGAUACCGUCACUGGAGACAUUGUAUUUGUCCUCCAGCAGAAGGAUCACUCCAAGUUCAAAAGAAAGGGUGAAGAUCUCUUUUAUGAGCACACCUUGUCUCUGACCGAAGCUCUCUGUGGGUUCCAAUUUGUGCUUACACAUCUGGACAACAGGCAGCUUCUCAUCAAAUUAAACCCUGGUGAAGUUGUUAAACCUGAUCAAUUCAAGGCGAUAAACGAUGAGGGGAUGCCAAUUUACCAGAGGCCUUUCAUGAAGGGGAAGCUCUACAUUCAUUUCACGGUGGAGUUCCCUGACUCGCUGGCACCAGACCAGUGCAAGGCUCUCGAGGCAGUACUUCCACCAAGGUCUUCAUCCAAGCUGACCGACAUGGAGAUAGAUGAAUGCGAGGAGACAACUAUGUUUGACGUGAACAACAUCGAGGAAGAGAUGCGCAGGAAGCAAGCUCAUGCUGCCCAGGAGGCGUACGAGGAGGAUGACGAGAUGCCAGGCGGAGCCCAAAGAGUGCAGUGUGCGCAACAGUAA